Molecule: messenger RNA, 1566 nt
Organism: Sclerotinia sclerotiorum 1980 UF-70
Lineage: Eukaryota; Fungi; Ascomycota; Leotiomycetes; Helotiales; Sclerotiniaceae
Exons: 5
Coding region: 1-1566 (521 amino acids)
Biological process (GO): DNA-templated transcription; regulation of DNA-templated transcription
Molecular function (GO): zinc ion binding; DNA-binding transcription factor activity, RNA polymerase II-specific; DNA binding
Source: RefSeq, a predicted model, not a curated record
AUGUUCAGAUUUGUAGCUUCCGAUGGAACUGGCUCUGUCAAGAGGCAGCAGGCACAAAAAGCAUGCGAGUCCUGCAGGAAGCGGAAAAAGCGCUGUAAUCACACCACAGAUGGUAUCUCAACAUCCGCAAAUUCUUCACCUGUACGAGCACCUAGUCAACUUCAGUCUAACAACCAGGUUUCUCAAGGGGCCAUCAAACCAUACGUUGCAAGUUACCUCCCUUGUACCAAAGACGCCGAAUAUCGAAGUGCAGUAUCUCCUGAGGAGCCUGGUACUAACUCUUCUGUUGCAUCAAACCUAGCCAGCAGUGAUCAAGAUCUUGAAGCUGCCAGAAUAUUAAGCGGAGGUGUCCAUAUUCAAGCCAAAACGCCUCAAAUCCAAGAGCCAGCUGGUGUUCAGUCUCGGUUUAUUGGUGAUCUUAAUCCGGAAUCAAUUUUCUUAGCUGCUACCAGCCCAGAUGCAAUUAGUGGCGUAUUACCGGACAGCGUCGGAGUAUAUCUUUCCUCAACACUGGGCAAAAAGCCCCAUCAUUUCUCGAAUUUACAACAAACAAGUUCCAACCUAUUUUUUGGAUGUCCACCCUUGAUUCGUGAUGUUUUAGUACCUCUCAUAGAGCAAGAGUGUUUAUCAACGAUGCCACCUGAAAAUCAUCUCGAAGUGUUAGCCCGGAUAUACUUCGAAAAGAUCAAUCCUGUUUUUCCAAUCAUUGAUGAAAACAUCUACCGUGGCCUGCCUCCUUCAAGCCCAUGUCGAAUUUUAUUAAAACAAGCAAUGUGUUUGGCAGCAUCCAAGAAUUUCGUUGCUGUGGAGCAUCUAAUUCUCAAUGAAGCAGACUCACCUAUGACAUGCCGAGCUUUUGGUGAAAAAGUGUCCGGGGCAAUGAGACUAACCAUCGAGCUCGGGAUUGUAACUGACAAACUUAUAUUGAUUCAAGCCCUUUGUCUCCUUUCUCUAUUCAUAGACAACUCUAGCAGUGAAGAUCUUGCAUCUCAAUUCUCUGGGAAAGCUACCCAUUAUCUCGAAGGCAUGGGGUUACAUCUUGCAGGCCAACAAGAGGACGCCAGUGCGAAGCUUUUAUGCUGUGUUUAUGCACUUGAUCGCAUGAAUGCUGCGUUUCAUGGACGUCCUGUUUUGAUGCAUGAGCGCGAUAUGAGAAAAGAUCUUCAUCAGUGCUUCAACCAACAGGAACCUUCUUUCCGCCUGUUCUUACAGGUCAUAUUAUUACUGGACAAUGUGAUUGAGAUAUACCGACCUCUAAACCAAUUGAAACAUGGAGGUAUGGACAUUCAAUUCCCUGCUUUUGAAGAGCUGGUCUCAGAGUGUGGAGCAGCGCAGAUUGGUACUUCCUCCCUUGCGAUAACGAAUAAUGAGAAUCAAUUUGUCCCGCCCAAUUCUAGCAACCAAAUGACUAACCCAUCGAUCGCUCCCCUCCACGGAGGCCAGACGCAAGUCUUCGAUACGUCAUUUUUUGACUUCAAUGCUACUGGAGAUAUCGAUCUCUUUUCCAUGUUUGAUCCUUCCUUCGAUCUUUUGGGAAUGAACUCUACGGCUAGCAACUUCGUAUGA